Messenger RNA from Hylaeus volcanicus, 3368 nucleotides. RefSeq lists its product as uncharacterized. Bases 13 to 3351 code for a protein of 1112 amino acids. The record is from RefSeq and is a predicted model, not a curated record. The transcript has 4 exons. NCBI's taxonomy places the organism in Eukaryota, Metazoa, Arthropoda, Insecta, Hymenoptera, Colletidae. Gene Ontology annotation, molecular function: protein binding.
UGCUAUGUUGAAAUGGAUGGUACUUUGGAAUAUAAAGUCAAGAGAUUAAUUCAUUUGCAGCAACAACUUUGGGGAAAUAUGGAAUUAACGACUUCCCAAGGCUCCUCUUUGACACACCACACUACAGUUUCAAAGGAUACUAAAGUGGAUUUUCCGCUUACUGAACGUUUUUUAAAUUUUGAAACGGUGAUUCAAAACUUGCUGAUAAAAGCAAAGCCUUUAAGUGAAAUUCGAUACAAUAUCCUUCGCCGUGUUCUUUUCUCUUGCAUACAAUACGGUAUUUGGGAACGUCUCAUUCAUGUUUUUAUAAAACAGUUUCAAACUGUGAACUUUCAUACCACGACGAUUGAUGACAGCUCUACGACGUUGGCUUUAUUAACACUAGUACAAAAAUCGUUCAAGGUUCUUUUAACUGUUUUAUUUUCAUGGAUAAGUCAAUGUCAGCUCCACUCCAUUCCUGAAGCUUUAGUACAAACAUAUAUACAAAUACAAAUUGCCACAUCAGUGUAUUUUCCUUACUUAAGUUGCAUUCUUUUAAGUGGAGACUCGAAAAAAGUUUCUUUUUUUUGUUGUCGUUUAGCUCGUUAUCUAGGCAAGUGGUGCGACAAGACAACUACACUGUUUCUUCAUUUAUGGCAAGGGGUCAAUGCGACAGAACGUUUACGCUUUUUGUUGACUCUUGGUCCUAUCGAGUGUGUUCCUCAGGCUUUGUUGUGUGCUCCUUUAGGUGGGUUUGAAUACCCAACAGACCGUGUUGUUUUUUCAAGUGCUCCACAGCCUUCAUUAGCCUUUACUAUGGACCGCACUUCAAGACUUUCUCAUUUUCAGGUAUAUCCCAUGCUCAUGUGCGCACAUAACGCAAAUCCUCUACCUCAACUAUUGGAUUUUUAUACCGGAUCCAACGAAGUGAAUGGUGUGAUCUGGAAUUCGAGUUCACUCUAUUUGUGCGUUUCCACAAUUCAUAAUGUUUAUCAAAUCAAUCUUGUUGAAUCCCUUUUACGAGAACCAAGUCAGACCUCCCUUGACUCUGACAUGGACUGGAAUGACACAUUCAUGAAAGAUCCCAGCAUGGAUUGUUUUUCUCAAUGGGUACAAAAGUUAUACCACGAGUACGUUGCUUCGGAAAUUCAAUUAAAAACCCCAUUUUAUCAUAACUGUUGUAUCACAAAUGAAAAUUUAAACACGUUCGCACAUAAUAUUAUGCUAUUUUUUUAUUUUCUCUUUCCAAGUAUGUGUCUAACAAACAUACGUUUGUCACAUCCAAAAAAUCAUUCACGUAUAAUGAGUGCACUUGUGCAGUCGAAAAAUGAUGAAUUUUCAUCUAAAGACACAGACAAAACACAAUUGCAAAAGGUUAGAAAACCUCCAAGUGUUGUUCCUCAUUGGAUAAAUGAAUUAAGCCAAUUGGAAAGAAUGCCGUCGUAUGAUUUGGAAAAGAUAUCCAGCACGAUUCCCUUUCACUAUUUGUUUUUACUUAAAGGAUUGUUAAUUCCGUUGACAACUUUCGCUUUUUCAAAACCAUUAAAACUGCAAUCUCAAACUGAAACAACUGACAUCCUGACACCUCAAAGCGAUACCGAAAUUUCUUAUAAGGAUAAACAAAACUUAGACCGUGAAAAUUUGACGAAUGAUUUUAUGACAUUUCCCUUUUCAAUUCAAAACAAUUUAACCUCAUCUUUUCAUGAAACUAUUAGCCAAGGAAACUCUUUUCUUCAAUUGCUGACUCGACAACAUGCAGACUUUUUGAAACAUCAAAUAGACAUUCUGAAGUCGUGUUUUUUUAAAAUUUCAAAAGUAUACAAAUCAAAAAAUACGUCUCAAGCAACCAAUUUACAAUCUUUUUCCUUGGAAACAAGUUCUCUGUCACAUCUUCACUCUCAUCCUUUCUUACCACUGUAUAUUGGAGCUAUCACAGAAUCUCAUGUAUCUUAUACCCCCGUAGGUACACCCGUCAUCAUCUUGGCUCAGUUUGGAUCGUUAACAAGCGAAAUAUUAGGUGUUCUGAUGCUCCCAAUUAAAAAGCUAAUCAAAUCAACCAAACAAGUGACAACAAAUUCAAUCCAUUUAGAAGAGAACGACGUCACACAAAAACUGUCAAAUCAAACUGACAGUUCCUUAUUAUUAACGUAUCAAAAAGCGGGAGCAAUUGAAUCACUUAAGUGGAAUGACACCGGAACGCGAAUUAUAUCCAGUCACGCUAAUGGAUGGGCUUGUAUAUGGAAAUUUCCUUUAUCCCAUAUUGAUCGGGUUGACAAAUUCACUUCAGAUGUGGAUGAAGAAAUGUCUUCCACCCUACACUCCACUUCUGUUUGUACCAAACUCAAUUCCAAUAACAAAUCACUUUUAUCUAGAUCCCCAGCACACUUUCCUUCCUUCGUUUUCAAACCUCAUACAAGUUACUGCUUUCUAGCUCGGUUUCUCUAUACAGGAGAUUCACAUAAUGAGCAUCUUCUGGUGACAUCUGGUUUGGGCAUGGAACCUACCUUAGUUGUUGAAAUUCACCCGAAGAAAUCUUCUACAACGAUAUUUUUUGAACCAAAUAUGGGGAUCUUAUGUAUAUGGGAUAUAAGAAAUAAUGAAUUACUUCAGUUUCCUCAGCUUUUACAAUAUGAUGCUUCUUUUAGUAUCAACAAUUAUGCCACUGAUAUAGCCGUUUGGCAUGCUAAACAAUUACUCAUUUAUAGUGAUCGCCAUGGUUAUGUCCGAAUAAUGAACUUGAAACAACGUGAACUCAAUAAUAUAUUAUAUUUAAUCCAUCCACCUACUGUUUAUUCUAUCUAUAAAAAAAUGUGUUUAGCAAACUCGAAUAACAAUCUUUCUUCAAAUUGGCAAUUAGAGAAACUUUUUCUUAACUCAGACAAGGAUUUAGUAAAAUCAAAACGAAUAGAGGAAUAUGUUGGAAAAGACUCCGCUUCUCCUAAAGCUCUUAAAAAAGAAAUUGUCAAAAUUUUUUUAUUAACAAAAACCCAACGCUUAGUCGCUUGUUACGAAGAUAGUCUGAUUCGCGUGUGGGAUAUAAGUUCUUUAGAACAAAACAACUUAAUCAAUGUAUUUCAAAAUACUCAACAAAAUAUUUAUAAUUACCCUCUGGACCCUCACGACAAAACAACAAAAUCCAUUCGAAUGUUUUAUCCAUCCACUGGAUGCCCCCCACUCUUAUGGGAAGCUACUAAAUUGUUACACAUACCUGAUCCUUCCAAAAAUUCUUUAAUAUCUUCGUUCAUGGGAGCUGUCAUCAAUAUAACACCUACUAAGACUCCUUUCCCCGCCUUACUUGACGCUUAUAUGCCUAGUCCUUAUCAUCUUGUUACUCUUGGGACGGAUGGUACUGUUGCAAUGACUCGUCUUUAAAAAUUAAUUGCUUGAUU